CGGCGGAGGGCGGCAGCGAAAAAAUGGCAGAUCCUUGGCAAGAAUGUAUGGAUUAUGCAGUUGCUUUAGCAAGGAAAGCUGGGGAGAUAAUUCGUGGAGCGCUCAAAGAAGAAAUAUCUGUUAUGACUAAAAGUUCACCGGUAGAUCUAGUGACAGAAACUGAUCAAAAAGUAGAAAACUUCAUUAUUUCUUUGAUAAAAGAAAAGUAUCCUUCUCACAGCUUCAUUGGAGAAGAAUCUGUUGCAGCUGGAGAGGGCAGCAUUUUGACAGAUAACCCCACAUGGAUUAUAGACCCUAUUGAUGGAACUACCAACUUCGUACACAGGUUUCCAUUUGUGGCAGUUUCAAUUGGCUUUGUUGUAAACAAAAAGAUAGAAUUUGGAAUUGUGUAUAGUUGUACAGAAGACAAGAUGUAUACUGCCAGAAAAGGAAAAGGUGCAUUUUGCAAUGGUCAAAAACUUCAAGUAUCAGGCCAAGAAGACAUUACAAAAUCCCUUUUAGUAACAGAAUUGGGAUCAAAUCGUGAUCCAGAGACUAUAAAAAUAAUUCUUUCUAACAUGGAAAGACUUCUCAGUAUUCCUAUUCACGGGAUUAGAGCCGUUGGUACAGCAGCUGUGAACAUGUGCCUUGUGGCAACAGGUGGAGCUGAUGCCUAUUAUGAAAUGGGGAUUCACUGCUGGGAUAUGGCAGGGGCUGGAAUUAUUAUUACUGAAGCAGGUGGAGUACUGCUAGAUGUAUCAGGUGGACCAUUUGAUUUGAUGUCUCGAAGAAUAAUUGCAGCAAGUAGUCGAGCUAUAGGAGAGAGAAUAGCCAAAGCACUUCAAAUAAUUCCUCUGAAAAGGGAUGAUGCAACUAACUGAAUACCAAAACUACCCUUUAAAUGUAAUUGUAUAAUGUUGUCUCAUACUCCCAUGUGGUCGUUGUUCUACACCUUGAACCUGAUAAAAAGAUAGAUAAAUAGAUGGUAGUCUUUCAGUACUGGUGUGACUACUAAGUAGUGUUUUGAGAUUGGACCAACAUUCUAAGUAAACUUUUACUGUUACAUAUUUCAUUUAACAUCACAAUUACAUAAAGAUCUAUACAAAGAAGCAGAUAUAUACAACUAAUUGGGUUUCUCCAUGGAUGAGUGUGUUUCAAAGUCUAAGGACUCAUUAAAAUCCAAGAGAGUUUUCAGUAACUCAGCUGGUGAAAAAAUAAUCCCAUAGUCCAGAUUUUUUUACCUAAUUUUCUGUAAGUUCUGAAAGCAGUGACCAACCAGGAUCAGGUUUCCAUGGUGUUACAGAGUGUACAGGCACAAAAGAAGCUACAUACCUAAACCUAAAGGGUUUAUAAAUUUAAGAAAUAUUAGUAAUUUCAUUCUUGGUGUCAAUUGUUCUAAACUUUGAAAACUAUACUGGUUGUUUGAAUUUUUGUAUUUAAGAUUGUUAAAAGUAUCAGUGUACUGUUCAAAUAAUUAAUGCACUUUAAAAGAAAAACAUUUAACAUGGAUCAGUUUUUAGAAGGAUUUUUCCCUGUCUGAAGUUUCCUAAAGAAAGCUGUCUCAUUGGUGGUCCAGUCAAGACACAGCAAUGCUUUGGAAAACCUGACUUUUUGUACUGCUGUCCCACUAUUUUUAUUUUGGAAAAUGGUGUUCUCUGUCUUGAAGUUUCAACAGAUCUCUUAUUAUAAAUUUCGGUCUUUUAUGUCAGUUGAUUUUUGCAGAGUUUGCAGAAAUAUUUAAUUUGAAAUUGUAUCUCAUUCCAGAUGAUUAACGUUAAUGAGAUCAGCAUCCUAUUUAAAGGUCUGGUUAAAAAGCCAGACUUACAUUAUUUUUACUUUUUAAAUUCCCAUUGACAAGGAUAGAAACUUUUUGAGCAUUUCACUGUAGCUUUAUUGCUGAAAAUGAUGUGGGAUCAUCAUUAUUUCUUGCGAAGUAUGUCUACUGUACCAUUUGUAUGGCUUUUGUAUAACAAUUUCUGCAUAACUUUUUUAAACUGAUUUACUUGUGAAAUGGAGACAUGUCUAAAAAAUACUUGAGAUGGGAGAAUGCGUUCGAAAUAAACAUACAUUAGCAGCAGCAGCUUCA
This is a messenger RNA of Gavia stellata (red-throated loon), 2065 nucleotides long. RefSeq names its product inositol monophosphatase 1 (gene IMPA1). Gene Ontology annotation, molecular function: inositol monophosphate 1-phosphatase activity. NCBI's taxonomy places the organism in Eukaryota, Metazoa, Chordata, Aves, Gaviiformes, Gaviidae. Gene Ontology annotation, biological process: inositol metabolic process; signal transduction; phosphatidylinositol phosphate biosynthetic process. The transcript has 9 exons. Bases 24 to 860 code for a protein of 278 amino acids. The record is from RefSeq and is a predicted model, not a curated record.